UAUUGAUCAUGUUCAUUACGAGUUAAUAUUUAUUAUUUCUACGAAGGCAAAUUUUCAAGGACAGUGAAAGUAAGACUGCCUUAUUUAGCGAGCGUCUUGUUUUUUUUUGUUAUUUUCUCUUUUUUCAUAGAGUGUAGACGAGAGUGGUUUUAAAUCUUUCGAGUGCACCGCGGGAAUUCCACCAUCCCCCUCCGCUGUGUUGAAAAGGCGAGGGGGGACCAUGAUCAUUUUCAGUGGGGUGAAAUGAGUGAUCGGUUCUAUGGAGACGUUUCUUGGAAUCGGUCGGAUGUCAUUGCGGUUACCCGAAGGAGAGGCCGUUGAAAGACGAAAAGAAGAAGAAGAAGAAGAAAAGGAGGAGGAGUUGGUGCCCUCGGAGUCUACCCUCAGGCGAUGGAGGUGCCCCAUAUUGUGAGACCCUUGAGACCGGCGCAGUGCCACGCUUCCCUCUUCGACCAGUUAGAGGGUAACAACGUUGGCCUUCAGAUCCCUGGACUGAGCAUUCCAGGGACUGACCUUCAGAUAACAGGAGGAGGUGGAGGUGUUGGUGGAGGAGGAAGGAGUUUAGAUGCCAUCACCUCAUCCUCCUGCCUCAGUGUGCCCCAGGCCACCCGACCCUGCAAGUCGUACGACGAUUCGAUUUUCCUUAGGCCCCAGAGAACUGUAGGAAAUGAGAGUAAGGCUCAAAGUGCUUUUCGUCCCUCCCAGCAAUCCGAUUCGUCUGCCCUCAUGUUACCUCCUUUUCUCCAAGACCCUGCACAGCCCCAGCAGCAGCAGCAGCAGCAGCUGCACUCACAUCAGCAACAGCAGCAGGAAAUCCCUGCUCCUCCUGCCCCCCUUGACAGCACUACACAAAGACAGCUGGACGAGUUCGAGGAAGUUAUUGCUCGGAUGGAGACUAUGUCCGGUGGAGGAGGAGGAGGAAGAGGAGGAGGAGGAGGAGGUGGUGGUGGGGGAAAUGACUCCCCCGCCGUGUGCCAAGGCGUUCACGCUUACCUUCCCCCGCCUGCGUAUCCAGGCCACCAUCAAGAUGUCUCUCCCCAAAGGUAUUCGCGGUCCAGCGAGAGUCAGCGAUACAGCCCUUACCACGAACAGGGCUAUUUCGUUUCCAAGCCGAACCAAGAUUAUAGCAGCCAGCAGCAGCAUCGCCAUGACUUGCAUUUUCAACAGCAUUACGGUCAUCACCACCACCAGCAACAACAACAACAACAACAACUUGAUCCUUUCCAGCAACACCAGCAACCUCUUCCGGGUGCCUUCAACAAUGACAAUCAGUACGACUCGCAGAAAGUAAAUACAUCUUUCCAGACUGACGUUGGCGUCACUAACAUGGAAACGGAUGGGUUUUUGGCUCCUGGGAUGGAGAACACGCACCAUCAUCAACAGCAGAAUCACCACCACCAUCAACACCACCACCAACACCAACACCAACACCAACAGCAACAGCAACAGCAUCACCACCAUCAACAACAGCUCGCGAAUCAUUACCGUCAACAAGUGUCCCCGCAGUUGUCACCUCAAGUGUCACCUCACGUGUCGCCCUUCACUUCUCCUUACACUUCGCCACACACGUCGCCCUCGGCGACAGUGGCAGCAGCUACGCCUCCUGGCGCGUCUCAGCCGUCGACGCCUUCUUCCAGGCCUCCCUCGAGGAGGUCUUCGGCAGACCCCGCCCCCGCUUCAAGCAUACCUCUCACGCAACCGACUUCGACGCCCACGCCUUCGCCCACGCCCACUCCUCAGGUCAAGAUUGAGGUUACUGGUCCGUGGGAGGCGGGUGGAGGAGGAGGUGGAGGUGGAGGCGGAGGAGGGAGAGAGAGAAAUGUGGAAGGCCGCGUGGUGGGGCUGCCUCCUCCCGGCCCACCUUCCAAUGUGAAGACGAUGCCUACAACCUCACGCACACAGCUCAAGCAGCAGCUGAUGCGUCAGCAGCUGCAGCAGCAACAGGAGGCCCGUGAGAGAGAUGCGCGAAUGCAGCAGCAAAGCCAGAUGCAGCAGCAACAGCAUCAACAGCAGCAGCAGCAGCAGCAGCACCAACAGCGGAUGAACCAGCAGCCGAACGGAGCCAUCACCAUCCCCGCAUCCGUUCCACCUGACGUCCCUCCUCAGGUGCUUCAGGUGCAGACCCGCCUGGAGAACCCGACGUAUUACCACGUGAUGCAGUCCCAGAGGCGGCAGGUGCGACAGUUCAUCACCUCGGGAGGGACGCCCCAGAGUACUCCUCCGUCGGGGCCUUCUACGUCGAAGGCCGCCACUGCCCCUGCUUGGCCUCACUCCGACCCUGGGGCCGGUUCCAAGACGCUGAAGUCAGGUAUUACUACUUCCCCGUCACUGACAAGCUCAAGCGUCGGAGGAGGAGGAGGAGGGGGUGGCGUAGUGGGCCCUCGAAUCGCAGGACGAGGACCUUGCUCUCCCGAGAGCCCCGCGGCAGCCUCCUCCUCCUCGUGGAACUCGACGUCCACUCCAGUUCCCUCCACGGCUCCUCCUUCGGCCGUAUCUUCAGUGAUCUCGUCGUCAGCGGCUUCCCUCUCCGAUGCUUCAGAGGUAUGUAAUCAGAACGGUGUACACAAGCAGGAAUCUGCUCCUUUUGCUCAUGUCCUAGGGGUUGAGGAUGUCAUUGAUGAGAUACUAAACCUGGAGGAGGGUCUGGAGGCUUCUGAUAACCUGAAGAAUUACGACCAAAUCAAUAACAUGGCGCCCUCACAAUUAAACAGUGUACCUGCCAUAUGUGACCUGCUGGGUCUCAAUGGAUGUAUAGGGGUCGAGACUUCAAAUUCAUGCCCACCAGAUGUGCCUCAGGUCAAGUCUGAGACAACUCCCAUCAGUGACCAACAAAUGGUUGCAUAUAUGAAGGACCGACAAAAGAAGGACAAUCAUAACAUGAUUGAACGAAGAAGAAGGUUUAACAUCAAUGACAGAAUUAAGGAGCUCGCCACCCUCCUCCCCAAAAGCAAUGAACCAUAUUUUGAGCUUGUUCGUGAUCUUCGACACAACAAAGGUCAGAUUCUCAAAGCCUCUGUGGACUACAUUCGAAGACUGAAAAUAGAUAUUGAGUACAACAAAGAAGUGGAGGCUAAACGCCGUGCCCUCGAACAACAGAAUCGCCAGCUCCUUAUCCGGAUACAAGAGCUGGAGUCAAAGCUGCGUGAUAAUGGCAUCAAAGUGGAAGAGGCUAACAUUGAUCAGAGUUUGUUACUUUCAACAUUAAUCAAGUCUGAGGUGGUAAACAAUAAUACAGGGGGUCAGAAUGACAUGAAGAAGGUGAGGUGUAACUACAGUCUCCCCGGAUCCCUGCUUGACGAGCUACUGGAAGAUUUCACAUCUGGUGGCUUUAACCUUGACCUGAUGGAUGAUGAUGGACCAGCCUUCACUAGUGAUCCAGUGUUCUCGUCACCUCAAGUGUCCUCCCCCAAUUCGUCUCAUCACUCUUUUGAAGACGCUUUAACACCAGAUUCCAUGGAUAUUGUUGCGUGAUAUCACAGAACUUUAUGAAGUCAAAGUGUGGGAUACUCAAAAGAAAAAAGGAAAAAAAAUGAAAUUGUCAGUUUAAGAUAUUUUAUAUGAAAAUGACAUAUUGGUCAUUCUUUAUAUGAAUUUAUCAUUGCACUAAGAAAUUACCUAACAGUUUCAUCGUAUGUUUACAUAAUUUAAUAUUUUUGUAUAUAAGUACUAAUGCAAUGAUUUGUUCAGUUCACACAUUUUAUAUUUGUUUAUGAGUAUUACUGCUUAAUAUUUCUGCUGGUAGAGUACUUUAUGGUCUGAGUGUAAUAAAGUUGGUUGUUUGGCAUAUUGCCUAUCCACAUGUUUCUCAAGUCAAAGAGGCUCUUGUAUGAAUCUUUCAUGGAUGAAUAGCUUCUCAGUAAUCAUAUCAGAAGUCAGAGAUAACUUAUUGAUGCUGGUAGUCAAUUGUCAAAAGUGUGCAUGGUAAAGCAUCAGUAUUGCGUGUCAAGAACACAUUCAUUUCUAAAUAAUCUCAGUUUUUUUUUCAUCAGUGGCAGUGUGAAAGUUCAUCUGAAAAGUACCAUAUCAUAUGUUUACAUGCCCAUAUAUAUAGUACCCAUUCAUAUAGAGAAGUGCAGUACCUUUAAAAUACAUUUAUUGUUCAGGAGGAUAGGCAUGAUUGCUAUGGGUCAGUACAGAUAAUGGAAAUUCCAUUUUAAUUUAUUUAUUAUUAGACUAAAUGUUAUUUAUAGGUGCCCAGUUUUUUAUCCUGUCACUGAAUUUUUGCCUUAACAUACUCAAAGUUUAGUUCUUAUAUUUUUCUGUUUUUUAUCACUAUACUUCCGGUAGGAUCUAUUUAAAGUUAAUAUAUACCAUACAGUCUUGACAAAAAACUGACCCUUAUAUAGAAUUUUUACUCUUAAAGGUACUGUACUACUCUCUGAUCAUUUUAAAGUAUAUUUUUGAAAGGCAGUACAGUGAAUUAAAAUAAAUUGAAUAAUUUUGUUGGUAGGUACACAAAAUUAUGGAAGGUAUACUAGUAGAGUAUAGGUAAUCUUUGUGAUGUCAAGAAAUUUAUAACUAUAGAACUUCAUUUGUUGUUCAGCUACUAUUUAGUAAUUCAUACAUUACUAUUCAGUUUCUCAGCAUUUUAAAUUCAAGAAUUCUGUUAGAUGGCACUAUUGUGUCAUUGGUUGCAGAGUUUUCCAUGAGCAGUUACUCUUCAGGAAUUAAUUGAUGAUUUAGGUAAGGUGUGUCCUUGGUUGCAAAAAUGUAGAAGUUUAAUAGUGUCAGUUCCUGUUACAGUAUUGAAUAAUAUUUUUGAAAAUACCUCUUGAACAACUGUGUUAAUAAAGCACUAAACUAUAAGGAAAUACCUCUUCAGAUAUCAUACCAAAAUAGUUUAGUUACUAAGUUAAUGUUAAAAAGCAUAAAAUACCUCUUAAAUUUAGUAACUGCAUUAACAAAGUUAUGAAAUACCUCCUGCAACAUUUCUUUAAUUAUUGCAUUCUAUCAUUUAAUUACUACCUUUAACAAAUUUCCUCUUUUAAUCAUUGUUUUCAUAAUAAUCCUGAAUUUGGUGUGAAGUACAUAUUAAAAUAAUUUUAACAAUAACAUUCAGUGAGGAAGCCAUUAAUUGGUACCUGAACAAUGAAUCCACAAAAUAACUUAUUCAGUUAAGAUUUAAAGUUACUAUUUUUUUUAGAUAUAGGUAAUUUUUGAAGUACUUUUACAUUUCUUUGAAUAAUUUUAUCUUUGGCAGUCUUUGAUGCACCUUUUGGAACUGUUAAGAAAGAUGAAUAAGAGGGAAUGAAUAGAUUUCAGGCGUGGUAGUGAACUGUUAUAUAUGAGAUAUAGCUGUUAUAUAUGUGAUAUGAUACCUGGUCAUUAAUAGAUUUCUAAUUCUAAUUAUUUCUUGGACUUUUGUGUUGCCAAUCUAAAUAUUCUUAAUCCCAGCAUAUAAAAAAAUAUGUUCACUGUACAGUAGAUUCAUCAAAAUUUCAUGUUAUCUCACAGUAGAUAUAAUUAAUAUGACAAUUAGUAAGACAAAAUACUAUUGUGCAUUUUCAAAAACAAGCAUUUAUUUCAAGACUAUAAAUGAUACCUUUUUAUAUGUUUGUCAUUUUCAAAGUUAAGGGUGCAUUUUGCACACUACAGUCCCAGCAAUUUACUGCAAGUCACAAAUUGAUGAGCAGUAAUACUAUUCAGAAAUAAUGACUAAUGUAAAAAGCUGUAGUAUGAACACCUGUUUAAUAUUUGAUUGACCUUUUCUGUCUUGUAAAAAUAAUGUUUCUUUUGCUUAUAGUCUGAAAAUGCAUGAAAUAAUUCCAAGUGCUCUGUUAUUAAAUUUUUAGCUGGUUUAAACAUAUCAAUUAUUCACCUGUGAUUAAUAAAACAAAGGUAAGCCUUAUGCCAGAUAUUGUUAAAAAGAUACAAACUUCUGGUAAGGCAGUGUGUAAUUGUGCCAGUGAAUGCUUGAUUGUGUGAAAGAAAUAAAUGUUGGAAAAACUAUUAUUACUUGUCUUUUGAUAUGCUUAUUUAAAGGUGUACAUAACUUGUGAUUCUUAGUUGUAAUUUGAAUACUUUUUUAUGUAAAUUUUCUCUGUUCAUAGACAAAGGGUGCAUUGAAUAUGGUAUUUUUGCUUUUUGCCUGAUCAUAAUAGUAUAUACUGUGUUUGUACAUCCUUUGUCAAGUAGAUUUUUAUCUAACAAUAAGAGUAGCUUUGUACUAUUAGGCAAGUCAUAAUACUUAAUAUAUAACUGGCAUGGCAGAAAGUUUCACUAACAUGCAAUUUGAAUAACAUAUAGAAUGGUUGUUGCUGGUGCAGCCAACUUAAAUCUGACAUAAUUACUAGAUAUUUAGAAUUUGGUGUUAUUUUACGUACAACAUUGGAAAACUAAAAAUUCAAAACCACAGUGAUAUCAUUACCGUAAACCAUUGCACACUCAUUGAGAGGUUAAAAGUGAGACCUCAUAGUUUGGGCAAUCAAGAAUAUAGGCCUUGCUAUUCUUGAGUUUUUUACUCAUAGAAAACUGUGUAAAUAGGAAAUAUGGAGAAUAAUUAUUUAUGUAGGUAUACAAUUCCUGGAGUAAUGAAUGAGCAGCAUACUACAAUGACAUUCAAAUCUUAUAGUCAGACUUAUGCUGUAACUGUAAAUACUGUAUUCAUCUUCAGCUGUAGUGUUAAAGUUUGUUUAUAUUUUAAAAACUGGUAAACUACACUUGCCAUACGUAUAUAUUAAUUUUUAAACAGUACUAUAUAGAAUUGUACACCAUGGUAUCACACAACAGAAGUCUUCUCUUACAAGCAAAUACUGUGAUUAUCAUGGUUAGUACUGUUCCAUUUUUUUAUGAUGUAAUAUUUUGUUUUUAUAUGUCAAUUAGUGGUUUUACCACAGCCUUACGUUGUUAUGCUGGGGUGGAGUAGCCAAGUCCACCACAACUGAAAAGACAAGACAAAAAAUAAAAUGUAUAUUUGAAGUA
This is a messenger RNA of Macrobrachium nipponense, 6921 nucleotides long. RefSeq names its product neurogenic protein mastermind-like. The record is from RefSeq and is a predicted model, not a curated record. The coding region runs from base 391 to 3471 and encodes 1026 amino acids. Gene Ontology annotation, biological process: regulation of transcription by RNA polymerase II. Gene Ontology annotation, cellular component: nucleus. NCBI's taxonomy places the organism in Eukaryota, Metazoa, Arthropoda, Malacostraca, Decapoda, Palaemonidae. Gene Ontology annotation, molecular function: DNA-binding transcription factor activity, RNA polymerase II-specific; RNA polymerase II cis-regulatory region sequence-specific DNA binding; protein dimerization activity. The transcript has 11 exons.